Annulohypoxylon truncatum is the source of this 1592-nucleotide messenger RNA. Its product is annotated as Snf7-domain-containing protein. The coding region runs from base 398 to 1078 and encodes 226 amino acids. Gene Ontology annotation, cellular component: multivesicular body; ESCRT III complex; cytoplasmic side of plasma membrane. Lineage: Eukaryota; Fungi; Ascomycota; Sordariomycetes; Xylariales; Hypoxylaceae. Gene Ontology annotation, biological process: late endosome to vacuole transport via multivesicular body sorting pathway; vesicle budding from membrane. The record is from RefSeq and is a predicted model, not a curated record. The transcript has 4 exons.
ACCUUGUCGCCCUUGUCGCUUGCGGCGUCAUCUAAUCAUCCAUCCAUCCACUUACUACUUACCACUACUUCAAUUAUCUACUGCCUGGUCUACCUAAUCUUGACCUCCAACUUCCACCUUAUCUGUCUGCCUAGACCGCAACAAUCUCCCGAUAAACUAGGCGACACUCUAACGUCUCAACCUCGAUCACCUCGAAUCCAUCGUACUUUCGAUAAUCACUCUCGAUACGUCUGUAUUCUCAGACACGCUAGAAAAGCGACGUCAUCUCCUCAACCACCACCUUAUCGACGAUACACCCCGCGAUCGAUAUCAUAUCCCUAUCCCUAGCCGAUACUAGCAAGAUCCCGUCGCCAAAUCAAUCUCAGCUUCGACAAAUCAUCAUCGACUAUCGAUCACCAUGUCCGGCGUUUGGGGUUGGUUCGGCGGCGGCGCUGCCCAGAAGAAGAAGGACAGCCCCAAAAAUGCUAUUCUUGGCCUAAGAGCGCAGUUGGAUAUGCUGCAGAAGCGCGAAAAGCAUCUCAUGGCACAGAUGGAGGAGCAAGAUGCUAUCGCACGGAAGAAUGUCAACACAAAUAAGAAUGCCGCGAAGGCCGCGCUGAGGAGGAAGAAGGGACACGAACACAGCCUCGAGCAGACCAUAUCGCAAAUCGGAACCCUCGAGCAGCAAAUUAACGCUAUCGAAUCGGCAAAUAUCAAUCGGGAGACUUUGGCUGCGAUGGAGAGAGCAGGCGAGGCAAUGAAGCACAUCCACGGCAAGCUCACACCCGAGAAAGUCGACGAAACCAUGGACAAAUUACGGGAGCAGAACGCACUCAGCGAAGAAAUCGUUGCGGCGAUUACGAGCAACCAGAUCGGAGAACCCGUGGACGAGGAAGAUCUAAACGACGAGCUCGAGGCAAUGCAACAGGAACAGCUCGACAAGAAGAUGCUCGAGUCGGGAAGCGUACCUGUGUCGGAUGCGAUUCACAGGAUGCCUGCUGUUGGGAACCAGGAGAUCCCGGCCAACAAACAGGCUGCCCUCGAGGAGGACGACGAAGAAGCGGAACUCCGGAAAUUGCAAGCGGAGAUGGCCAUGUGAUAGUUCGGUUGUUCAAGUUACCCCCUUUGCUCCCACGUUGCCAAUGGCAGCAACAUCAGGCUCGAGAAAGAAUUUCGGUAGUGGGACUCUAGAAUGGACGAUUGCAUGGGGAGCUGUGGUAUUGGCACAUUUGUGCUGCGAUGGAAGUUUGGAUCAAGCCGCUCUGAUCUGGACGGAGAUGUAAGAGACGCAUAGCAGCCCCCUUCGAAUCAAAUUUCCCCAUUUCUAACUACGGCGUCGGCGUUUUGAGACCAUGGUGCUUCAUUGGCGGUAACUCAUUUUCAGCAUGUUCAGUUGACGGAUGAAAGAUGUUCUAGUCUACCUACAUAAACUAACUUAUUGACAAUAUCACUGGUGCGAGGCCAAUUUCUCGAAUACUAAUGGUCAAUAUAUAAGAUCGUCGGCGAAUCUUGUGAUCUGCCUAGUGAAACCGGAAAGGUAAUCCUAAUAUAAUUAUUAUCCCUCGGCCGAUCAAAUUAAAGCAAAAGAAUCUUGCACUUUAAAUUGCACAUGA